CGGGAGAUGUUGUCGAAGGUUUUCUGGAAACCGAGGUGUCCGGCAGUCUUGGCGUCAUGGUGUUCAACCAAGAAUUGGGUACGGAGACCACGAACGAAAGGGAUGCAAAGGCGGCGGGUUCCUUUGGUGUCGAUGUAGAAGAGAUGGUCGAUGAGGGAAUAGUUAGGGGCAGUGUCAAGGUCGCAGAGUUUGGUGUAGGUAGGGGCGAAGUCGGGGCAGGAGACGUAGCCAUGGAUGAAGCGAUGUUGGAGAGAUUGGGGAAGGUUGACAUGCAUAUUGGCAGCGAAGACUUUCUCAGGGGGCUUGUGACCGGGUCGGCGAGAGAGGGCAUCGACAACACAAAUGGUCUUAUCGGGAGUAUGGCAGAUGGUGAAGGUAAACUGGGCGAGAAAGUCCAGCUAGCGGGCCUGACGAGGGGUGAUAUCCUUUUUGGUGAGGAUAUUGGAGACGACGGUGUUGUUAGUGAGAAUUGUGAAGUAUUGGCCAUCGAGGUACGGGCGCAAGACUUUAAGGGCAUAGAUGACGGCGAGGAGUUCCUUCUCAUUGGAGGGAUGGUUCAUCUCAGCAACGAUGAGCUUCUUACUCACGAAUGCAAUAGGUACUCGUUGGGAGCCUCGGUAGAAGUAAUGCAAGCCACCUUUGGCUUGGGCUGGGUGCCGCUCGUCAUCGCGGAAGAUCGGUCGGCGUUGCGGGCUUCGAUAUUCGUGAGAAUGAUCCGUGACGCUGUGCUGAAAAGCUUGUCAGAUGUGUCGUGUCUCUGCAAUCUGCGUCAGCGCGUUUUGCAGAGCUGGACACGCGUGGAAUGCGAGCGACAUGUCAGGUGUGGAGGCGAGUCUUUGGAACUUGGUAAUCCAGUCCUGACUGAGAAGCGUGUUCUGAUGGAGUUUGUUGAGCUUGUCGAUCGCUUGCAGGUCGGGCGGCUCCACUUGGAAUCGCUUGUGCCAGGCAACUCCUGCCAAGUGAGCUUGGUGUGCAGUUCCGACACUGCUACGCCGUGGCUGGUCAAGAUGUUGUCCAGCCAUGCUUGACACGCACCACCAGAUCGGUGGUACAAGCACGGAUGUCGAUUGUUGUUCGGGACAUGGUGCAUGUCGAGCCUGAGAGUAAACUGGCGCCACCACG
Messenger RNA from Chara braunii, 1122 nucleotides. NCBI's taxonomy places the organism in Eukaryota, Viridiplantae, Streptophyta, Charophyceae, Charales, Characeae. The record is from the annotation of a GenBank genome assembly.